Messenger RNA from Aspergillus ochraceoroseus IBT 24754, 588 nucleotides. RefSeq names its product acireductone dioxygenase (Ni2+-requiring). Gene Ontology annotation, molecular function: acireductone dioxygenase [iron(II)-requiring] activity. The coding region runs from base 52 to 588 and encodes 178 amino acids. The record is from RefSeq and is a predicted model, not a curated record. Lineage: Eukaryota; Fungi; Ascomycota; Eurotiomycetes; Eurotiales; Aspergillaceae. The transcript is spliced from 3 exons.
CUCACUUACAUUAAUUGAUUCUCAAGAUCUCUUACAUAGUCUGCUGUCAAAAUGAAGGCCUACUGGUACGAUAACAAGCCUGGCGAUCAGCGUGAACCUCACGACUCCGGUCGAUUGGUGACGGAGGAAUACCUUGCCUCUCUCGGUGUUAUCUACCGACACUUCCCCGAAAUCGAGUCCGUCAAUGCUCUGGCCCAAGAACGAGGAUACAAGAACCGUGAUGAGAUUGUUGUUGCCCCACAGACCAUGGGCGAGGCCUACGAGUCCAAAGUAAAGAUGUUUUUUGCUGAGCAUUUGCAUGAGGACGAGGAGAUUCGGUAUAUCCGCGAUGGAGAGGGGUACUUUGAUGUCCGGGGCCAGGAGGAUGAGUGGGUGCGCAUUAAGCUGGCCAAGGAUGAUUUGAUUAUCCUACCUGCGGGUAUUUACCAUCGCUUUACAACUGACGAGAAUAAUUAUGUCAAGGCUAUGCGACUUUUCCAGGAGGAGCCCAAGUGGACACCUCUCAAUCGUAGUCCUGAUGUCGACGUUAACCCCCAUCGCACGACAUAUCUUGGUGCUUUCCCAUCGUCUGCGGUUGCUGCGAACUAG